Messenger RNA from Erythranthe guttata (spotted monkey flower), 1077 nucleotides. Lineage: Eukaryota; Viridiplantae; Streptophyta; Magnoliopsida; Lamiales; Phrymaceae. The record is from RefSeq and is a predicted model, not a curated record.
UUAUUUAUUUAUUACAGCCACAGAGGUAGUAAUAAACAAGUCUCUCCUUCCUCAUCUCUCCGUCGUCCGAUCUCCCCUUUCUCUCCCUUCAGAUUUCUCCAAAUUCAUCAGCCAAUCUUCUCUCUUUUUUCUCUCCCUUCCUCUGCGCGCCAAAUACAAAUCCACCCCCCAUCCCCCGAGGGUUUUGUUUUUUACUUCCUGUGAGGAAGAAACGAUGGCGGACAGUCCUGGCGGCUACGGAGCAGGCGGCGGCAGCGGCAGCCACGACAACGGCGGCGACGGCGGCGGCGGGGAUCAGAGCCCGAGGUCCGGCGUCCGCGAGCAAGAUCGGUUCCUCCCGAUUGCAAACAUCGGCCGCAUAAUGAAGAAGGCCUUACCUGCCAACGGUAAAAUUGCUAAAGAUGCCAAGGACACCGUUCAGGAAUGCGUGUCCGAAUUUAUCAGCUUCGUCACCAGCGAGGCAAGUGAUAAGUGCCAGAAAGAGAAACGGAAGACGAUCAACGGGGAUGAUUUGCUGUGGGCAAUGGCUACCUUAGGGUUUGAGGAGUAUAUUGCCCCGUUGAAAGCCUAUUUGGCUAGGUACAGAGAGUUAGAGGGUGACACCAAAGGAUCUGUUCGGGGUGCAGAAGGUUCCGGUAAGAAAGAGACAGCUGGAACUCAACUGCAUUCUGAUCCACAGGUAACUGCCGACUUCUUUUUAUUUUAUUUUAUUUUAAUUUAUUUAACGUCCGGACGACUUUUGCAGUUUGCACAUCAGGGCUCUUUCUCACAAGGCUUCAGCUACUCGAACUCCCAAAUCGAGUAUUGAUGAAGGAAAAGGGAUGUGGUUUGCCUUAGUGCAAAAGACGAAGCUCGUCUCUCUGCUGAGUUCGUUAGUCGAUAUUGUGUGAUUUUGUACCUUUUAAUAUUUUAUACACUUUAUAUAUCGAAUAAGUAUAGUGAUGUGUUAUUUUGUUGUUGCUGCUGUUGUUGUUGUCAGUCGUCGUUUGUAAUAGUAUGUAAAUCGUAAAAAUACCGAUACCAUCUGUUGUACAUUUUGCUUGUUAGUUUGCGUUUGGGUAUCCAAUAUUUAUUAUG